Molecule: messenger RNA, 6588 nt
Organism: Dendroctonus ponderosae (mountain pine beetle)
Lineage: Eukaryota; Metazoa; Arthropoda; Insecta; Coleoptera; Curculionidae
Product: protein abnormal spindle-like
Exons: 7
Coding region: 489-6560 (2023 amino acids)
Biological process (GO): mitotic cell cycle; spindle organization; establishment of meiotic spindle localization
Cellular component (GO): spindle pole
Molecular function (GO): protein binding
Source: RefSeq, a predicted model, not a curated record
UUGCAAUUACUGUAAUGACAUUACCAAUUAUUGGGUUACCAAUUAUUGUUAACGUCUUUUAUGGGGAGUGCAAUAUUUAUUAGGCUGAUAACUGAUUUUUUCGGCCUAAUAAAACUUGGUGAAUGCAAUCAUUAGGAGUCAAAUAUCGGAGAAAUUCCUCACAUUCCCAUAGUUUGUGUGCGCAUACCACUACGUGGAGAGCUGAAUUUAUCUCCAUAACCUAUCAUUGCAGUUUCCAUUCUAAGGGGGUAUGUUCUCUGAUUCAACAGCGUGUAUUUAUCUAUGGGAUUGAAGUCUGCCACAAAAGACAAAUGACAACGCUCAGGUGUUCUGUGACAUUGCCUUUCCGUUGAGAAAUUUAAAGUGAAACGGUUUGUUGUAAAUAUAGAUACUUUAUCMAUUGAUAUAAGAUCAAACUCUAUUUGUUUAAUGUUUCGAUAUUGGUGUUGGUGGAAGUUUUGUACGCACCAGUGAUAGUUUCUGCAGUUAUGUUUUUCCAGAUUUCCCCUGGGGUUCAAAAGAGGGCCAAAUGUACUGUGCCGAGGAAAGUUAAUGACGAGGAGUCCCGAGUGGAAGUUGUGUCGCUUGCCCCAUUUACAGCCAGUCCAAAACUGGAGUUUAACAAUGUUUUGGCAGGUACUGCAGCAACCAGAAAACUACUUGUGAAAAAUCCUACAGGAUUUGACAUCGAUCUGUUUAUAGAAAAACAUAUGCCAGAUGAAAUGGACGUGGUUCUAAGCUGGAGUGAAUGCAAGCUUCAAAAAGGAACUAAUCGUCUAUUGGAAGUAACAUGGAGACCCGUUAAAGAAGAAGUGUGCAGACAUAAAUUAGUGUUUUGCGAUGGACAACAGAUGAACAAAAAUAUAUUUAUCAUAUUUAGAUCUGUUGAAUUAACGGAAACGAAAGUGGGCAGGACAGUAAAGAAAAACAAUUCAAAGGCCAUAUCAUGUCAACUAACCAGAAAAACCGUAUCUCCGACAAAAAAGUUUAGUUCUCAGAGAAACUCGUCAAAGAUGCCAACUGCAUCAACCAGCCGUUCAAAGAUCGAAAAGGAAAAUGUUUCUCCUUGCUUCUCGAAGCAGCCAUUGCAAUAUUCAAUAACCAAUGUUUCAAACGUGAAAUCAUUUGUCGACGAAAAGGUAUGGAUGUUUCAGACGAAAGGGUCAGUGAUGCACGGAUUACCUCCAUUCGAAAGUGCAUUUGCAGAUCCACGAAGAGAAACAUUUACAGUUCGCCCUCCGUUGAUGCCAUCUAUAAAUAUCGACAGUCCGCAAAAGAAAAGUCCCGAUUAUUCUUUUGGUACUAAAAACAGUCUUUCAGAUACUAAACAGAUAUUUGCCAUAAAUACGUCUAAUGAACUGUGGGAUAGUCUGGAGUCACCAUUAUUGCGAAAAGGGCAUGCCAGAGCGUCGACGCCUAGCUUAGAACAAUUGUUAAUAAGUGCCAAUGCUGAUAAUUAUGAAAGAAGAUCAAACAGAGAUGGCUGUGAUAGUUUGUUCACUCCUCUUAGCAACUCAACGACCAGGAAACCAGCAUCAAUUGAUAUUUCCUUGGAAAAUUCAAGUAACGUAGCGAAUUUUUUUGGACAGGCCGUUGGGCCUGUAAGUCAGUCUCUUCUGAAUGUAGGAACGACUUGCCUAAAGAGCAAUGUUAGCACAGAGACAUAUGUAGUCAACAACUGUAGUUCGGAUACAUUUUUGAAAACUGACCUCAGUGGAGGAACUUACGUGAAAGACGAGUCAGUUAAUAUAUUAGAUGUUUCUCCAUGUACUACUGGAUUCAGUUUACAAAUCGGCAACAAACGCAAAAGUUCAAUAAUUGGAGAGCUGCCAAGCAAAAGAGAGCGAUUCCAAACGUCAUCUGUUCCCGCUUUUCGGUUAUCAAAAAGCACGAGUGGACUAAACUUGAGACAAUUUUCUAGGUCUAGUGGCGAAAGUCGCCAUAAUCGUAUUACGUGUAUAUCGGAAACAACAAACCAAACUGUGAUUAUCAAGAAUCCUUUCCUGUAUGCAAAUAUAAUAGAUCCAUUCAUGACGUAUUCGAUUUACAGCAAUGAGAAUUGGUUUAACCAGCAAGAGAAGAACUUUGAAAAGUGGCUAAACACUCUUUUAACACCGCCGAAGGGGUUAGAUGCUAAAAGUGAAAUUGAUAUUGCAAAAGUUUGGCAAGCAUGCACUACCGAAUCCGUACCUUUAGCUCCUUCCAAAGAAAAAAUGUCUGUUGAAUACCAUACAAACAAGAAACUUUAUCAGUUGAGAAAGCAAGCUCAAAACUUGUUCAGAUCCAAGCAAAUGAGUGAUGUCUUGCAAAAAGUAUGUCUAGUCGUUGAGACGGGAAAAUUAUCAAUUCGCAGUGACAUGGACAUCCACUUGAAUCUAAAGUUAAAGUCUAACAUAAUCCGUUUACUGUUGGGAUAUAACCCUUUAUGGUUGAGAAUCGGUUUGGAAACGAUUUAUAACGAAGUGAUUCCAUUAAGAUCAAAUUCUGAUUCGCAAGGUUUGGCUAAUUUCCUUCUAGAAAGGUUUCUGAAGGAUCCCUAUUUGUUGAAAAAAUACAAGAGCAUGUAUGCUCCAAAUUACUCGUCAGAAGUAAAAAAAAUGAUCUUAAAAAGAUUUCUUAUACUGGUGUACUUUCUGGAUAGAUCGAAAUCGGAGAAAUUGAUACAGCAUGACCCAUGCUUAUUCUGUAAAAAUGCCGCUGAAAAGGCAAGCAAGCAGAUGCUGAUUCACUUUGCUAGAGAAACCUUGGCAGCAGUAGGGGAUAUCACCAAAUACCUCAGAUGCAUAGGAUAUGUAGUGAACCAUUCUCAGUCGUACAUUGAGGAAUUUGAAUAUGGUGUUCAGAACCUGGGUGUCGAUUUGCGUGAUGGCGUGAGACUCGCUAAAGUAAUGGAGAUCAUCCAGAUGAGAAAUGACCUCACUCCCAGACUUCGUGUGCCGGCCAUUUCUCGGCUACAGAAAAUUCACAAUAUGCAGCUGGUGUUUACAUCUCUGAAAGAAACUGGAUAUGAAAUAAUGUAUGAUAUAAUUCCUAAGGAUAUUGUCGACGGCCACCGGAACAAGACCCUGUCAUUUCUGUGGCAAAUAAUAUACAAGUUUGAAGCCCCUCUAAUGGUAAAAAGUGCAACAACAGUUCAGACUUGGUUUAGGAGCUUACCGGUGCAGCUGAAACGACGUAAGUUACAGAGAGUGCACCAAUGUAGAGAAAGCGCCGCACAAAAAAUUCAGUCGUGGUACAGGCGGCAAAAGAAAAUUCAGCUUUAUUGUGCCUUAGGUAAAUUUCUUCAAACAUAUAUUAACGAUCAAAAACAACUUCGUGCUGUAAUCAAGCUGCAAAGAUUUUUCCGAAUGAUUAUUUGUCGCCGUAAUUUCGAAAAGCAGCGCUAUAUCAUUGUAAAGCUUCAGGCCUAUUCCAAGGGAUGGUUGAUCAGACACAAUUACAGGCGAAGGGUCGAUGCAGCUAUGGUUAUUCAGAAAAAUAUUAGGCGCUUUAUUUGCCGCCGGAAAUUUAUACGGCUUAGGAAAGCUGCUCUUACCCUACAGUAUGCGUACUUAGCCAGAAAAUCCAUGCUGAUUGAAAAGCAGAAGUUCACAAAUUUAAAAAGGGCUGUCUUAAUAACUCAAAGACGUUUUAGAGCUAAGUUGUUAAUGAAGAAUUGUCACAAAGAAUACAGCGCACUUCGAGAGGCGACUAUCAAGAUCCAGAGUUUUUAUAGAAUGUACCACGCCAAAAGGCAAUUUACACAGUUGAAAUCGGCAUCCAUAACUAUUCAACGUCGGUAUAGGGCAAUGAUAUCAAUGAGAGCAGAAAAGAAGUAUUACCUUGCUUUACGGAAUGCUGUUCUAUUUGUUCAAAGAAGAUUCAGGGCUAAUCUGUUAAAAAGCUCAGUUCAGAAAAGAUUCCUAAUUUAUCGACGUUCGGCUAUUGCCAUUCAGUCUUAUUACAGAAUGUAUCGAAUGAGGAAAUACUUUAGAACCUUGAGAAAAAGUGUAGUCUUUUUGCAACGAACGUUCACUGCUAAACAGCUAAUGAAGAGAGAUGUGGAAACCUACAGAGCAUUAAAAAUGGCAGCUAUAACCGUACAGCAACAAUUCAGAGCUAAGAUCAAAGGCAGGCAAGAUCGUUUGUAUUAUAUUCAGCUAAAGAAUGCUGUAGUAAAGAUCCAACAAAAACACAGAGCAAAUAAAUUGAUGUUGAAAAAUCAACAAAAAUAUAUUGAAAUUAGAUCUGCCACAUGUAAGAUUCAGAUAUGGUAUAGAUCACUACUCUCCAUGCGAGUUACCAGACACAGGUACUGUUCACUAAAACGAAAUGUGUUGCUAAUUGAACAGCGAUUUAUAGCUUUAAAGUUGAUGCGCGCUACUCGAGCGCAAUAUCAAAAUAUUCGCAAUGCUGCCUUAAAUAUCCAGCGCAGUUACAAAGCCACGGUUGAAAUGAGAGCUUGUAGAGCAUCAUUCUUGGAACUCAGACGGACAGUCAUUAUUUUGCAAAGGAAGAUCAAGGCUAAACAGAUUAUGAAAAAGCACCGUCUUCACUAUGAGGAGCUGCGCAAAGCUGUUCUUUGUAUCCAAAGACGAUAUAGAGAAAAAACAGAAACAGUUUUGCAACGUGAUCAGUUUAUCAAACAGAAAAGAGCGGCAAUUCGAAUUCAGCGUUGGUAUCGCUCAGUUGUGGAAAUGCGCAAAUGCCGAAAUUAUUUCUGGACAUUAAAAAAAGCUGUGACCAUAAUUAAAAGUCGUUAUCAUGCCACAAAGCAAAUGAAGAUUGCCGCAAAAGCAUACGAAAACUUACGAAAAGCUACCAUAUCAAUCCAAAGCUAUUAUCGGCGUGUGUUGAUAGUCCGGCAAUGCAGGAAAGAACUGUUACAAAAACGAGUCGCUGCAAUAACCAUUCAGAGAUACUUCCGAAACUAUCAAAAUAUGAAAGUUUUGAAUGAUCGGUAUCAGCAACUGCGAUGCACUACGCUAUUUGUUCAGAGAACUUAUAGAGCUAAGCGAGAGAUGUUGCAGUGCAAAUCCGCCUAUGAAUCUCUUAGAAAGGCCAUAGUUUUCAUUCAAACAAAGUAUGUCGCUAAAAAAAUGAUGCAGAUACAAAGAACAGAGUUUCUUCGCUAUAGGGAAGCAAUCGUCAAUAUUCAGCGGCGAUAUAAAGCCAACAUUUUGAUGAGACAAGAUAGAACCGCAUAUGUAAAGAAUAGGAAAAUGGCUAUUAUAAUACAACAAAAGUAUCGCGCCAUCAAAGCAAUGCGAAAGGAGAAAUCGAACUUCGAUGUUUUGAAAAAAUAUACAAUUCUUAUUCAGCGUCGGUUCAGAGCCAAGAAAAUGGGGAAAUUGUGUCGUUCAGAGUAUAUUUUAUUAAGAUCAGCAACUGUAACAGUGCAAUCGCGCUUUAGAGCUACUCGCUCAAUGUUAUCAUGCGCCAGGCAAUAUUCGAAGUUAAAAUGGGCAACACAAGUGAUUCAACGCAGAUUCCGAGCUCAAACCUUAAUGAAACUUGAGAUGAACCACUACCUUAAAAUCAGAAGUGCCACUUGCAUCAUUCAAAGGCGAUUUAGAGACACAGUUUUAAUGAAAAUUCGAAGAACGUGGUUUCUAAAAUUAAAAUCUUCAGUUAAUAUAAUUGAGAUGUAUUUCUUAUAUUAUCGUAAGAUGAAACAACAAAGACAGCUGUACUUGAAGCUCCAUGCUGGAACUCUUUGCAUUCAAAAGUUUGCCAGAGGUUAUUUGGCGAGAAGAAAAUUUGCUCCGUGUCUCACAAAAGAAGCGAUCCAAAUGAGAAGAGAGUUCAAAAGGCAAAAUGCAGCAGCUACAACGAUUCAGGCAAUUUGGAGAGGUUACGUCUUCAGAAAAUUAAACAUCUCUCGAUUAGCUUCUUUGAAGAAACUGCAACAGAGAAGAUUCUCACAGCCCAAGAAAAGCAAAACGUUAGCUCAACGAUCUGAAGAUGCAAUGACUUGCAUGAUCACAAAGAAUUCUUCAUUGCAUCUGAUUCUGGCUGCUUUGGAAGACUUAGAAUUCAUAGUAAGGCAUUGUCGAGAAGUUUCCAUUAGAAUGAGCAACAUUCUGCCCGACCAGUUGUACAGCAUUAUAGGGGCUGCCGCGCGAUCGUUACCUGAAAUGAAUACAAUUAAUGUAGCAACGCAAAUCUUAAUUACAUUCUGUAAAUACCCACAGACUCGACAGAAUAGCUUUAAUGCGGAUUACAUAGACGGGAUGAUCGGCAUAAUGCUUCACUGGUGUGACAAGGAAGCGCCACUUUUCUGUACCAUGUGCACAUUAUUAUGGUUGUUCGCACAAGAGCGCAAAUGGAAAAAGAUUAUACUUAAGCUACCAAACAUCUACCAGAAGCUUGAAAAAAUUGAACUAGCAAUUAAUCGAAAACAAACUAUGGUUUCAAAUUCUAAAAAGAGUAAUUUGCAUUCGGUUUUUGUCACAAACAAAGCUGCUCUUACAUUGCCUACCACAACAGCCACUUGGGGACUGGAUUACCAUAAACCAGUUACGUUUAGGGCUGCACCAUUUGCAUUUAAAUGUUGUUUGUCUGCUUUAGAUUUGUUAUAGUAAUUUUUUUUGUAUCAUUUUAUAUAUU